UCAUCCGCGAAUUACUAAAGAAACCACAGAAUGCUCGGCACCCGGACAUGUGAUACCUCAAGAUGAGUUAACCUUGACUCACGCCUAGGUUUACAGGAUCAGCUGUGAGGUGAGCGGCUGGACCACACCAACGACUCUACUCACGGUUGUGCAGUUCACGGGUCGUCUGUGCACUUUGGCCAUCCGUUGAACUGGAGACUCAGAGGAUGCUGAGAGAUGCAGCAUGUCCUUAACUGGAACCCAGACACCUGCGCUAUCCAUGGAGGAGGCUCUGCCCUUGCAUCAGUUGGUGGUGUGCCCGACGGGAGCUUUGUGGCGACGUUGCCGACGGAGAUGAGUGUGCGAAUCUUCGGCGAGCUGGAUGUGCGCAGCCUGUGCCGUGCUUCACUCGCAUGCAGGCAGUGGAACUGCAUCAUUGAGGGCACUGAGGGCCUGUGGAGGAGUCACUGUCUGAGCAUGCUGGCCAUCUGCCACAGGGAGGUGGACGGGGACAGGCGGGACGGGCUGUCCUGGAAGAUUACUCUCGUGCGGAAUUAUCAGAAGGGCUGCGUGAAAAAACGAUGGCUGAAAGGGAGAUACAGCAAGGUCCGCUCUGCUGAAGACCUGCCCCCGAUCACCAUGUGUCCUAUGGACGUGGAGACCUGGGGUGAGAUACUAGAGGCAGAGCUGGAGAGAUAGCGUUUCAGUCUUUUGGCUCUGUGUGCAGUGACGCUGAGCACAGUAAAAGAAGAAGCACUUAGCAUUCACAUUAUGUCAUGACGUGACAUUUAUUAACAUUUUAAGAGGUGUGUAUGGUAAUCAGUAUAAGACCAUUGUGGAUGAAUAUCAUAAUCAAGAUCAUCACAAACAAUGAGAUUGUUAACCUUUUUAAGACUAUUUAAUAAGGAAUGAUGAUAAUGAAUGCACACAUUGUGUACAAAAUAGUAAAAACAGUGUGAAAUGUAGUUAUUUUUUCCUGAAGUUAAGUUAUGCUGUUGAAAAUGAGAAUGUCAUGUGAUUGAUAUAACCCCCUGGGGCUGUUUUUAAAAGCUAAUAUAUUAAGUCUGUGAUUAAUGAUCUUAUCAAUCUUUGCUUCAUAAGGAGUUUGUUUGUUUUUACUGAUGUUGCAUUUCAGUGACAAAAACACUCAGUUGAACAAUUGUACUGUGCCAUCAUCUAUCUCACUGUGCCACAUAAGGCAAGAUACAAUUCCCAUAUCUGACAAAAGUUAACAAAUGUCUGACUCACUGGACUGUUAACAACAUAGUAGGGACUUUUGCUCUGUGACAAUUUUUACCAUACAUUUUUUCCAUAAAUUAUUCAUUUCAAGAAUUUAAAUGUAGCUGCAUGUUAACUUCAUUGUGACUCCUGGAGAACUAUUCAUUACUUGGUGUUACUACUGGAUUCUGACUUAUUCGUUCAUUGUUUCUUAUUAAGAGCUCUUGUGUAUAUGUUGCAUUAACAAUUCCUUAAUGUCCAUAACACUUUGUAACACAUCUACUUAAUGACUUGAACAAUAUUUGAAUCAGUUUAUGAACUGAAUUAGUGGUUAUCUGGGAUCUGCUCCAGUUUAUGGCACAAGUGCCGCAGUCUUCACUGGGUCAACCUUGUCUGUUACCCUUCUACCUUCAAUUUCUUCUUUCAGACUCUGGAAUUUCCUAAUCUUUCCAUAUUUCCUCUUUUGGAUUUUUACAUAAUGUGGGAUUACCACAUCUAUUGGCAGAGCUGUUUUCUGCAUCUCAUUGACUGUCAGUAUCUCUGAUCUGUCUGUCUUGCUUGUCUGUCUGGCUCUGAAAUCCCAAAUUUGUUUUUUUUUACAUAAAGUUUCCUGAUAGUCAAGAAAAAAUGCUUGAUUCAGUGAUCAUGAAACCACUUUUGUGUGGAUUUGCAAACCAUUUUCCUGCUGGAAGAUCCAACUUCAAACCAGGUUUGUGAUUCAUUUCCUGCAAUAGACAACCAGAUUUUGAUAUGAAACCUUCUGGUGCUGAAGUGUAUGAUGCCAUGUGUUCUGACAAGGUUUCAUGGUUUUUUGGAGUAAAGACAGCGCCACAACACCUAAACUCCACCACCAAACUUCCCAAGCCCUUUUCUGCAUAACAUCCUUCUUUUUCUACCAAAAAGCUCUUUAUUUCCUCUGACCAAAGAAUCCAGUUCCAGUCAACAUUCCAGUAACAUAUAGCAUUCUCCAUGCACUUGUGUUCAUAGAUAUUUGCCAGCAGAGCAUAGUUUGUUAGCAUAGAGGUGGCAUCUUAUUGUACCUCUGCAAUUCUUUGUAGACCUUGGAGAAUUUUUUUGCUUUUCAAACCAUAAUCCCCACUAUGUAUGGGGCCAGGAUACAGUCCUCUUGCAGACAGGUUAAUGACCAAUUUUGGACUCUUUAAUUAUCACCCUAACAGUGGAGUUGGGCUUUAUUUAGGUAUGUAUCUAAUUUUAAUAGCCAUUGCUUGAUUUGUUUACACUUACAUUUUUAGCUUUAACAAGUUAUUGCAUUUUAGCAUUUUGAAUUUUAGCAUUAUCCAGAGUGACUUGUUUACAUGAUUGAUGAUGGUGGACACUCAGCUGUCUUAUUUCAUCUGUGUCUUUUCUGAUAAGCAAAGGAGUUUAGCCUCUCUGUAACUUUAACUAUAUUCUAGAAAAAUAAGACUAACCCCUUAAAAGGAAUAUUCCAACAAUAAAUUUAAAGAGACAUAUUUUCUUCUGAAAAUAUAAAACCAUUUCAGUAUUGUAAAAUGGUUUCAUAGUGUUUAUUAGCCAAAUGCUCAAUUGCCAGUUGUGCAGGUGGCAUCAUCAUGGUAGGGGAACAUGACCUGUGUAUGACCCCUGGGAGAGCCUUAGGUAAUAGGUUAUUCAUUCAGAACUGUGUGGUCAUUUGGGUGCUUUUUUAUGAGUUGCAUGUUUCAUUUAUGUAUGUAUUCCACUUUUAUCUUAAUAUUGCCUAAAAAUGUUUUGUAAAAAAAAACCAAAAAAAAACUGAAGUGAAAAGCAUUUUCACUGAGUGAAAGCAUUUUUACAUGAUCUCAUUUCUGUUAGCCUACCUAUCGAUAGGAGACUGUAAUUUGGCCCAUUUGAUUCUUCCUUUGCUAAAUACCCUUAUCCUUUUCUGAUUGCUCUCUUCUGUUGUCUGCCUGGUUAUAUCUUAUUUCUGGACUGUUGUUUCGUUUUUGUUUUUUUUUGUUUGUGAUGUUCCCUAGCUCUGUUAAUCUUAUAGUACUGGUUUUGACCCCUGCCUGUAUUUUGACUACCGUGUUGGAUUACCGUGUCCGAUUAACGCAACAUCUCGUUUCAUUCUCGGGCAUCUGGCUUUCUCUGAAACAUUGCACACUUUGUUGCUUUGAUACUUUCCCUCCCCCAGAAUGACACAGGACUCCAGGUGUACAACACCUAAGACCCAGCUACAAACUCUCAUUCCUCUGUCUCUCACAAUAUGGUCUACCUGCGUCAGGAAUGAGUUGACCUUUCUCAUCUGAGCGCUCUUGGAAACAAAAGAGGCUUUCUUUAAGAAAAAAGAACAUAGAAGCAAGAUCAGCCAAAGAGCAAAACAAUCUGUUAAUUAAAAACACCAAAAUAGGAACAGAUUUUUUAAAGUGCUAUAUAACAGGUUUUUCCUUUUUUUCUUUUUAUAUUGACGUUUAACUUUAGACUGUUAGUAGGCCUGCAUUCUGCACAAACCACGGCUAUGUCAAACAACUUUUAAUUAAUUUUCUUAUAUCUUUGGCAUUUAUUUUUGCAUUGAGUAUAUAUAGAGUAACCCACACCUAAUUCUGCAGAUUACUGGAAACGUUUUAAAGAUCAAGUGCAGCAUGACCUGAUGUCUCUUUGCUUUCUAAUAACCUGGUUGGAGUGACCUUAAGACCACCCUGUAUUGGGGAAACUGAGCAAGGAACCAACAGCUUUCAUGUCUUGUUGUAAUAUUGUGGUUAAGUAUGGGAUAACACAACCACUGACCACCACAUACAGACACAUCAACCAGAUUCAUGACCAA
This is a messenger RNA of Electrophorus electricus (electric eel), 3961 nucleotides long. It is a transcript of the gene fbxo48, whose product is annotated as F-box protein 48. Gene Ontology annotation, cellular component: cytoplasm; SCF ubiquitin ligase complex. Gene Ontology annotation, biological process: SCF-dependent proteasomal ubiquitin-dependent protein catabolic process. NCBI's taxonomy places the organism in Eukaryota, Metazoa, Chordata, Actinopteri, Gymnotiformes, Gymnotidae. Gene Ontology annotation, molecular function: protein binding. The record is from RefSeq and is a predicted model, not a curated record.